Messenger RNA from Nicrophorus vespilloides, 2263 nucleotides. It is a transcript of the gene ArfGAP3, whose product is annotated as ADP-ribosylation factor GTPase-activating protein 3. Bases 431 to 2008 code for a protein of 525 amino acids. The transcript has 10 exons. Gene Ontology annotation, biological process: COPI coating of Golgi vesicle. Gene Ontology annotation, molecular function: GTPase activator activity. The record is from RefSeq and is a predicted model, not a curated record. Lineage: Eukaryota; Metazoa; Arthropoda; Insecta; Coleoptera; Silphidae.
CGUUAAUUGUGGUUUGUAGAUAUGGCUUUUGUAGUACACGUAAUCCAUUUAUGUAGUGCUACUUUAUUUGUUUUUGGUACAUAGUUUUUUUUUGCUAAGAUCAAAUACGUAAGUCUGCUGUUGCGGUAGUUCAAAUGGUUCUGCAACUUUGAACUACUUUGUUUCCAUAAUUCGGUAUUGCAAGCGCACAGAUAACAGGACCUUUUAAAGUGUCCAAUUAUUGUUUCAAAUUAAAGUACGAUAAUAAGCGCCGUAUCUAGGAAAAAAAGCGCUGUGUUUUAUUGCAGUGACAUCGUUUGAGGAAACCCAGUGACGUUGGACAACGUGUCGCUUUGCGUUGUUGGGAAGUUGUCGUUCUUCGUUGUAAAUCUGUCAGGUAGGACGGGAAACGUCAAAUCGGGGUGGAAAAAACAGGCAAAAAGGGCCGAAAAUGGAAUCGAAACCGUCGAAACCCGACAUUGAUGCUGUUUUCCAUCGUCUGCGUUCAAUUCCAGCGAACAAAACAUGCUUUGAUUGUAGUGCAAAAUACCCAACAUGGUCCUCAGUGACCUAUGGUGUUUUCAUCUGCAUAGAUUGCUCAGCUGUGCACAGGAAUCUCGGAGUGCAUCUGACCUUUGUCAGGUCCACCCAAUUGGAUACAAACUGGACUUGGGUGCAGUUAAGGCAGAUGCAACUAGGAGGCAAUUCCAAUGCUCAACAAUUCUUCUCACAACAUAAUUGUAUAACAACAGAUGCCCCAAAGAAGUACAAUUCCAGGGCUGCCCAAUUGUAUAGGGAGAAGCUGAACAAUUUGGCUUUGAAUGCUGUGAGAAACAAUUUGGAGUUGAGCUGUAUUGAUACUACUAUACCUCACACGAAUAAGCUUCACAUAAAUUCCCAUGUUGAAGAAAAACAGGAAGAAAAGGAAGUUGACUUUUUCACAGAGCAAGAAAACUUUACUUGCCCCGACGUUGCGCCAGCAGUUGAAAGAAAACCGGUGAGUAUACCGAAGCAAGAUGUCCUUGACAAAUCUGCGCAGUUGGAGGAUGGACCAACCGUGGAUUUCUCGGCACCGAUCGAGGAAAGGAAGUCCACGAUUGGAGUGAGAAAGAUUCAGUCCAAGAGAACUGGCUUGGGUGUAAAGAAAUUGGGUGGUUUGGGAGCGACGAAGGUGAAAACGAACUUUGCCGAUUUGGAGAGGGAGGCGGCCAUGGCCGAAGAAUCACGAUUGAGGGCGCACGAGGAGACUGUAAAGCAGGCCAGGGCCGCCUGCUUUACAGACUCUGAACAGGAGCAGGUGGAGAAGGAAGCGGCGAUGCGAUUGGCUUACAAAGAUCUAAGCGCGCAGCAGCAUAAAAAGGAGGAGCAAUUGAGGAAAAUGGAUCCUAAGAAGGCGGAUCAAAUGGAGCGUCUGGGAAUGGGCGUCAACAACACCAAAACCGGAAUCAGUCACUCGAUGUUCAGCGAUAUGCAAACCAUCGAGCAAGAGAAUUUGCAAACUACUCCAAGUGCACUCAGCGGUUUGGGCAAGCUGCGGAUAACCGAAAUCAAUGAUAACUUCUUGGACGAUUUAUCUUCGUUCUCCUCGUUCAGUAUGAACAGGAACGUGAACAAUUCCAAAGAUCAAUGGGUUGUAGUAGACGAUCCUCCUAGCACCAGAUCCAAUAGCAGUGGCAGCAGCAAACACACCGAACGUAGCGCUCCGAAGAAUUACGAGGUGUCCACGACCGACGUUGCCCAGAAGAAAUUUGGAAACGCGAAAGGAAUUUCGUCUGAUCAGUAUUUCGAUGACGGUAAGAAGGACUACGAAACUCAGGCGGCUUUGAACCGAUUCCAAGGAUCAUCCAGUAUUUCUUCGUCAGAUUUCUUCGGCACCGGCCAAAACAACCAACAAGCUAACUCUUUCCAAACACCCGAUCUUGAGGAUGUGAGAGAAAGCGUUCGCCAGGGAGUGACUAAAGUUGCCGGUAAACUGAGCUCGUUAGCCAAUGGAGUCAUGUCUUCGUUACAAGAGAAAUAUGGCUACUAGCAUUUAGUGGAAUUAGAGUUAUUUUAAAAUUAUAUUCAUAUUUAAAAUUUGAGAAUUCAUGGGACAAAGUGUAUGGAUAGCGAAUUUCGUUUUCGUGUGCAAUGUAUAAAAAUGUAAAAAUAAUAACUGAUGAACGUCGCUAAGUAAGUGCAAAAAUGUGAUAUGUUGAACACGGAAAAUAAGUUUGGAAAUGAGAUCGUAACAAUCUCUGGAUGCACUCUUUUUUUACAGCAAAUGAACUUGUCCUUCCCCCCC